CCUGGCUGCGUCAAGACUCGACCUUCGAGAGAAAAGACGUCCUGCCCGAACCUGGCCCAAAUCGACUAAAACCGUAGGAGAGAAAACCAAAGCUUCAGACUCACUCACUCGGUGGAUAUCUGCAUGCAGCAGGACCGUGAACGCACCGGGAGCUGCCUUUUCAUGACACUCAGCUUCACCGCAUGUCUGCUACAGCGAUGAUCCCGACUCCUCAAAUGCUCCUCCUGACAAUGACAUCAUAGUACAACUCUCCGACUCAUGCCAGCCGACACCAUGUUGCAACCUUCCCACACAACAGGACACAACCUGUUGGAGCCAUUACCUCACAGGAGCUGGUCCAGGUGGGCCUUCAGCUUCACCUUCUUCAUGACUGUUCUCUGGCUGCCGGGAAGUUCAGGGACGACCGUCGUCGACUGCCACAAGAACUGCAUCUGCGCCUCCAACAUUGUGAGCUGCUCCAAGAUGAAUCUGACCACGGUCCCCACAGAGAUUCCGCUCUACACCACAGUGCUGGAUCUCAGCUACAACGAGAUAGGGCGACUGCGCUCAGAGUGGACUCCAGUACGACUGCCGAAACUCCAUAACCUCCUGCUCAGCCACAAUGGCCUCCACUUUUUAUCCUCGGAGGCGUUCAUCUAUGUGAAGCAGUUGCGGUUCCUGGAUCUGUCGUCCAAUAGCUUGCAGGAGCUGGAGGAGUUCAUCUUUGAGCAGCUGGUCAACCUAGAGGUCCUGUUGCUGUACAACAACCAGAUCACCAAGAUCGAUCACUCAGCCUUCAUCGGCAUGGCCAACCUUCAAAAGUUGUACCUAAGCCAGAAUCAAAUCUCAAGAUUCCCAGUGGAGCUGGUCAAGGACAAAUCUCGCCUGGACAAGCUGACUCUUCUGGACGUUUCCUCCAACAAAAUCAAAACGUUGCCCCUGGAUGAGCUUCAGGUUCUACCUGCCUAUAUAAGGAACGGACUGUACCUUCAUAACAACCCCCUGCUGUGUCGCUGUGACCUCUACACGCUGCUGGCCCACUGGUACCUCCGAAAGCUCAACUCAGCCAUGGACUUUCGAGACGACUUCACCUGUGUUCUGCCCGGUCCGCAAAAACUCCAGGUGGGAGUUUUUGAGUUAAGUGGGGACAGCAUGAACUGCAGCACCUUCAAGGAGGCAGAAGUGGAGGCGUACCUGGAGCAGACGACAAACCUCAAAUGCGACACCAAACACAGAGAUGUUGUCAAGGCUUGGGCGCUGCCUGGUAACGUUCCUGUGGUUCCUCAAAGCAAUCAGACUGCAAAAGUCCUUCUGGAUGGAAGCUUGCAGAUAAGUCAGACAAAGGCUGAGGACUCUGGGACCUACACUUGCACAGCAAUGAGUGAUACUUUCAAUGAGACCAUCUAUGUCAUUCUGAAGGUCCACAACUUCACCAUUCAUGGCAGCGGGGAGACUCUAAACACAGCUUACACCACUUUGGUGGGCUGCCUGGCCAGUGUGGUCUUGGUUCUGAUGUACCUCUACCUGACGCCGUGUCGCUGCUUCUGCUGCCCAAGCAAGGGUAAGGCUCGUGGAGAGGACAGCAUCCACUCGUCCAUGCUCAGUGUGACACCCACUCACGUGGACCCGGCUCUCAAGGCUGAGCUGAACAGGCACGUGGCUUUUAUAGACUCCAAGGAAUCGCAGGGACAGAAUGGUAAACUGAACCCAAACGGUGAUGAGGAUGACGAGGAGGAAGAGGAGGGAGACGCUGAGGGAGGUUCUCUAAUGAAGGGGAAGAGGAAGAAGUCAGUAGCAGAGUCUAUCAGCUCGGUCUUUUCAGACACACCCAUGAUGGUCUGAGACCAGCCUGACUCUGGAUCGCGUGAGCCAUGUUUUAGGUAAACUAACCCGCCAGUAUGGGACAAACUGUAGUUGCUGGCCUCAUAAGGAUCUUAAAGGGAAAACUUUUUAGUGUCUUGUUGAGAAAAAAAGAGCAUAAGCAGGACUAUUCCAGCAUUUAAAUGUGUAGCACUUAUUAUUUAUACUGUGAAGGAACGGCAGCGUUCAGGGCAGGAGUCGCAAGGGAGUCACAGGAUAUCGUUUGUCAUCGCUCAGGAAGUGAUCGGUUAAUGUAGGAACCUAAAAUAGUGAUGUAUUGACAUGAAAUAUAGGAGAGUAGAUCAUCCCUACCUUCAAAAUAUUAGCGCACUAAACUCAUUUUUCCGAUCAAGUAAUGCGAAUCACAAGAAAAGUAGUGGUCUGUGACUCACCCUGCUGACAAUGGUUUGCUGAUUUAAAUCCAAAUAUAUCAGGUUCUAAAAACAAGCAAAGCCAUCAUUUUAUUUCCCCGAAUUCUUUUAUUAUUAUGUGUGUAAAAACCAGUGUUCUUUAAACUGUACACUUUUUUGUGAGGUGUCUAUAGGGAGACGUUGGUAAUGAACGUAUAAUGACACUGCAUUGCUGAAAUGGCUUGCUACUGAUGAAUAAUUAGGUAUCUUGGGGUUCAGUUAAGGGUCAGCGCUUAACCUGAGUCUGUGUUGGCAGUGGAGCAGAAGGGGAUCCGUGUCAUUUUGUCACAUGGAUGCAGAUAAGGUGGACUAACGUCGACUCUGAGGAGAGAAACAGCACAAGCUAACAGUUUCCUGCAGUGGUGAUUUAUCUUCACGCAUAGCAAUAUCAGAGCAUUUCCCUGUCGAAGCACUGUAUCACAGGCGAAUGUAAACAGUUGUGUCAGGCCCGAGAACUGUCGCCGGUCAGUGAAGAAAACCUUUCCACAUCAAGCCAGGUGAAGCCUUGAAACCAAGAUGGCAGUGUCGAUGUUUGUUUUGACUGAUGGUCAACAGUUUGUCUCCCUCUGUAAACGGUCAGGUAGCAGUUUCCUUCCCGCUGGUUUGUGUCAGCGGACGAACACACCAACGCUGUUUUUCCAACUCUCUUUACCAAGUUGUAGCACGUGUUAGAGCUGCUAUGUAUGAGGGAAACAUAUUCACAUAGGAUUCUUUAUUCACUGCAGCAAUAGUCCACAAAUUGUGUGUGUCACAGUUUACUGACCCAGAAUGAAUUAAAAACUUCUACAUAUUCCUCAAUCAACCUUUGAAUGAUCCAACUAGUGCAUGAUGGAUGCUCCCAACAUAUCCACUCAUUAGCAUGUUAUACAUUACGCACAGGCUCGCACUGCAUUUAGCUUCAAUAGCGCUAUAUGUGCGCUAAACAUGCUAUGAUGCUUAGUUGGCAUCUUGUGUAUAAUCUCUGCUGGCUUCUUAAGAAGUGUUUGAAGGAGCUCUGUGAGAAAAAAUAUAUGAAGAACCACCAAAGAAGGCUGUGGUUUUAAGCCCCAAAAACAGCCUGUAUUAUCUUAUGUAUUGAUCAUCAGUUAGCUUAUAUUCGUACCUUAAAAUUAUACAAACACUUCUAAACUAAGUAACCACACUUAGGACAAACUGGAUUAUUGAGGCUGAUAUUACCAACAACUUUGUUGUGGUAUUUUCCAAAAGCUCCUUCAAUUGUUUCUUACUCUUAAAUUGUAUUGUAUGUAUUUCACUCACAAAUACAUUUCUGGAUGAAAAAUAGUGAAUACUAGCUUUGACAAAUUAAGUAAAAGGUUAAGCAAGUAGAAUGUGAGUUUAUAGAACAGUAGAUAUACGAGUAUAAUGUGUGAAAUGGAACAGCCCUCAGUAACCUGACGUCUUUGAUAGUUUGAAAAAUGUAUAAAAUUAACAAGAAUUAACAUGCUUCACAAUGAAGUUUACUUUCAACAGAAAUCUGAAUCAUUUUUUGAUCAGCCUACUUUCAAACUUUCUGAUGUGAAAACUCAUCAAAUUCCACUGUUUACUAACAAGUGUGUAGAGAAAUAAUAACAAAGAAUAUCGAAAAAAUAUGUAAUGAUUUCCCUUCCAGACGAUGAAGUUUAGAAUAAAUAUUUAUGAGAAUGAAGCUGAUGAAUGCAACAAGACAAACAAACCUGAAACCCAAGAGAGCGCCAGCCUCUGAAGGUCUAAAUGGUCUAUUGAAAUGAUCACACACGCACAUGCAGAUGCACUGAGGUGGGGUGAUCCAUUAAACUGCUCCUCGGGAUGCUAAAUGUAUCCUCUGAUGGAUGCCGCGUCUCUGCUAUUUCCAUACCUUUGUCUUUCAGCAAAUCAGAGUGAUCAUGAGUCACGGCGACACCAAGCUGUUCUGUCUGGCUUCUGGCUCACGGAUUUGUUUGCUCGAUUUGUGUACCUCUGGGGCUCCUUUUACUUAAGAGCAACCACCCUUCCAGCCAUUUAGUUCACUGGACUUUUUGCCUCCAGUAUUUUACCAAGUGUCAAACGACAAAUAACAAGUAACCCUGCCGCUGGGAGUUUUGUAGUAAGUAGAAGUGUUUAUGACCAGACGCGGCAAUAUAUAUAUAUAUAUAUAUAUAUUUUAUAUAUAUAUAUAUAUAUAUAUAUUUUUUUUUUUUUUUUGUUUGUUUUUGUUUUUGUUUUUUUUGUUUUCAAUGCAUACAAAACUACAAAAGGCAUAUCAGAGGCUGUUCCAUUUCCCAGAGAUGUCUUUGACAAAUGAGGAAGCAUUCUUAUAAAACAAAGUUCUCUCACUUAGAAGCAUCUUUGUGCCUUUAUCACGUUGAAUUCCCAUCAUCAUACACUGUCAUUUUUUAGCACGAAGAAAAUUGCUAUCCAGUACAUGAGCUGAUUUACUAGUCUGACAAAAAGACAGACAAAAAGUUAAACAACCUGAUCCAGAACAUCAAACCCUUCCAGAAGACGAUCAGACACUAGACAUUCAGCUGUCUUGAGGGUGCAGCUGGUUUUUUGACGUUUAAUCAGAAGAAUAUUUGCAUCGUCUCCUGCGUGGGCGACAAGAGGAAGUCACACUUCUCAGAGAGUCGGUGCGUGUGUGUGUGUGUGUGAAUCAUUCUACUCUCUCGCAUAGGAAUACCAGGUGGUGAAACAGCAACACAAAUAUCAGACAAGACUCUUAAAUUAACCACGUUGUCUAACAGCAUUCAACAUCAUUUGCUGCAGGUGAGAUCAUAUAGUUUUGUUUAGAUGGAAUUAGAAAGUGUAAAAACAGAGGCUCGCCUGAGUCCCAACCAGAGGACAUCUCUCCAAGCAAACCUGCCUUCCUGUGGACAUAUAUAUACAUAUAUAUAUUUAGCUAUCAGAGAGUGUUGAUGUACUAAAACUCACUUUUCUGUGUUCGAUAUUGAUAAAUUGUUCUGCUCUGUUCUACUUGUGUAAACUGUGUUCUUAUGUAAUGUAAUGUUGAUCAUUUUGUCUGCCAAUGUGCUACUGUUCUCACAUUCUUGUCUUGACAUAAAUGUUUAUUUUACAAAAGGGGCUGGGUUUUAUUUUAUUUUUUUAAUUAAAAGUGCAACAUAUUUCACCUAAAAAUACAGCGAGAGCUCAAGUAUAAUGUAUGAAUAUAUGUUGCACAAAAAGUGCACAUAUUAUAAGAUGUGUAUACCAGUAUACAUAGCUGGGUUCUUCAGCCAAAAUUGAGGCAUACAGGCUGAACAAGAAGGGGAAGCUUGCCCACAAAAACAAAGGGCCAACAGUCUCUGAAAGACGCAGAGUAUAGUGAAUUUGAAGAAAAUCGGUGAUCGGCGUGUAUUAAAGGUCAAAUAUGAAUUAUGUUUUUUCUUCAGUAAAUCCUGGCAGUUUAUAACACCGACGUUCAUAAGAUAACAGAACCAGAGAAGUGGUCUCUGCCUGUUCUAUUAUUUAUGAUUCCUAAUUCUUUAAAUAGAAAGUACAGCAGCGUCUUCAAGUUGUCAAGGCAAAAAAGAAAGAAAGCCCAUGUUUAAGUGCUCCGCUAAAGUGGCGCCAUUAAAGCUCAGUUUAUUGAUCACGCCCUCUCAAAGCGGCUCAGAUGGAAGCGGUCUCGCAGCUACGGAGGAAUGGUUUUGCAUGGUUCUCCAACUG
Molecule: messenger RNA, 5870 nt
Organism: Synchiropus splendidus (mandarinfish)
Lineage: Eukaryota; Metazoa; Chordata; Actinopteri; Syngnathiformes; Callionymidae
Gene: amigo1
Product: adhesion molecule with Ig-like domain 1
Exons: 3
Coding region: 259-1821 (520 amino acids)
Biological process (GO): brain development
Molecular function (GO): protein binding
Source: RefSeq, a predicted model, not a curated record